Molecule: messenger RNA, 1872 nt
Organism: Ogataea philodendri
Lineage: Eukaryota; Fungi; Ascomycota; Pichiomycetes; Pichiales; Pichiaceae
Exons: 1
Coding region: 1-1872 (623 amino acids)
Biological process (GO): glycerol-3-phosphate biosynthetic process; glycerol metabolic process; triglyceride metabolic process
Cellular component (GO): mitochondrion
Molecular function (GO): glycerol kinase activity
Source: RefSeq, a predicted model, not a curated record
AUGACAAGCGUUCCUCUUAUCUGUUCCAUUGACAUAGGUACGACAUCCACGAGGGUGAUUUUGUUCACCGAUUCUGGUGAAGAAGUGACAAAACACCAAAUCGAAUAUUCGACGUCGGCGAAAGAGGGGUCGAAACGGAAUUCCCCCACUAUUUUCUCCAACGAAGGUAUUCCUUUGGAUAUCGGAGAAGGAGGCCACGUCAAGGUCGAAGAAGACCACCAUGCGGGUCCGACUCUCUCCUUCCCAGAGCCCGGCUGGGUCGAAUGUGACCCUUGUCAUAUUUUAGCAAACGUGUUGGAAUGUUUGGGUGCGUGUUUGACACAACUGGAAAUAUCCAAUUCUGAAGAACCGCUUGACGGAUCGUCGCCGACCGUGUACCAUGUUGCCGCUAUCGGAAUAGCCAACAUGCGUGAAACAACCAUCAUCUGGUCCAAGAAGACGGGCAGACCGCUUCACAACGGUAUCGUGUGGAACGACACCCGUACUUUGUCUUUGAUGAAUAACCUAAACGCCAACGUUCCGGUUUCUAUUAGAAGAGAGAUCCAGGAAAGAGCCGGAUGUCCGAUCUCCACCUACUUCUCGGCCUUGAAGUGGACCUGGCUGUACCAGAACGUGCCGUUGAUUAGAAAUGCGUACGAGAGCGGCGAAGGUGAUUUGAUGUUCGGUACCGUCGACACUUGGCUCAUCUACAAUAUCACGCGGGAGAAGUCGUUCAUGACCGACAUCACCAACGCCUCUAGAACCAGUUUCAUGAACUUGCAGACCAAAAACUACGACGAGCAGUUGCUCGAGUUCUGGGGAGUUGACCCGAACAAAAUGCAUUUGCCGGAAAUCGUGCCAAGCAGUCACAAUUUUGGAACCUUCGAGCUUCGAGACCUCAAGGAGAUCGGAUACAAUAGACACGUUCUUUCUGAGGACGAGGCCAACAUCGUGUCCAAGUAUCUCCGGAACGUGCCGAUUACCGGCUGUCUUGGUGAUCAGUCGGCAUCUUUAGUUGGCCAGCUUGCUUUCCAUAAGGGAGACGCCAAAUGUACGUACGGAACGGGUGCGUUUCUGUUGUACAACACCGGAGACACUCAGUUGGUGUCCGAGCACGGUGCCGUCACCACCGUCGGGUACUGGUUCCCGGAACUGGACGAGUCUGUGGACGGCCCCAAAUGUGCUGAGCCUCAUUUCUGUUUGGAGGGCUCGAUUGCCGUUGCCGGAUCAUGUGUCCAAUGGCUUAGAGACAACUUGAAACUUAUCUACAGUGCGUCCCACAUUGGUCCGCUUGCUGCUCAGGCACCAACCAGUGCGGGAGUGGUGUUCGUGCCUGCUUUCUCCGGUCUUUUUGCUCCUUACUGGAACGCACAAACUACAGGUACUAUUUUCGGACUGACGCAGUAUUCUAAAGCCACCCACAUUGCCAGAGCUGCCAUUGAAGGUGUGUGUUUCCAAGUGCGUGCUAUAUUGAACGCAAUGGUCUCGGACGCGUCGUCUUCUCACGAAUUCCUGGCAAAAGCUUCGCAGCACCACAGAGAAAACCCGUUGAACACGCUCCACGUUGAUGGAGGUAUGUCUCAGUCCGACGUUGUGAUGCAAAUUCAAGCCGACAUUCUAGGUCCUUCCGUUUCGGUUGUUAGAUCUCAUAACGCCGAAUGCACAGCUCUUGGUUCCGCGAUUGCUGCAGGACUUCAUAAAGAUGUAAAAAUUUGGGAGUCUCUGGAGCAUGUGAAGAAGAAGCUGGGUGGCGAUACCAACGGUCCAAACAUGUAUGUGGCCCAAUUGGAGGAUGCCAAGAGAGAGAAGAUGUGGCGUCUUUGGGAGCGGGCCAUUUCCAGAGCCAGAGACUGGCUCGAGGACGACGAGGAUGAAGAUGUAGAAAUUACGUAA